Arctia plantaginis is the source of this 1008-nucleotide messenger RNA. The record is from the annotation of a GenBank genome assembly. NCBI's taxonomy places the organism in Eukaryota, Metazoa, Arthropoda, Insecta, Lepidoptera, Erebidae.
AUGACGCUAUUUGGGCCUUUGUCUAAGUAUAAGAGACUCUUAAAUAGGGAAACCGCUAAGAUAAUGUGUUGUUAUACACAAAACUUCACAUAUGUUGAUAGUUUGAGUAAACAACACAAUGACUGCAAUGCCUUGCAAACUGUAUCUGAAGAUUUAUCUGGAAUAACGCCAUUUUUUCCAAAAACUUUCAAUUUAGCAGCUUAUGUAAAUAAUUCCGAAACUCUAAAAAAAUUGGUUAACCUCAAUGUUAACUUAAGUGAAAUUGAAAAGAAGCCUUACGUUGUGGAAAAGAUUUUAAAAUUGGAUUUCGAGAAAGAUAUGAAACAGCACAUUAUAUUUCUAAAUGAUUUUGUGGGAUUGGAGGAAAUGGGGAAUUUUCUAACCAAAAAUCCAUUGAUUUUGUGUGAACCAAUAAAUGAUCUUCAAGUAAGAGUUAAUUAUCUUGAGUCCAAGGGAUUUAAAUACGACCAAGUUAAGAAAGUUAUAAGUGCAAACCCAUUUUGGUUAAUGUUAAGUACAGUUAGAAUCGACAGAAGACUUGGAUACUAUCAAAAUUAUUUAAGCUUGUGUGGAAAGGAAGUAAGGUAUCUGGCCACCAAGCAGCCAAAAUUGAUAACAUAUAAUUUACAUCAUAUCAGAACUAACAUGUUUGUUAUAAAAGAAGAGAUGGGAUUUGAAGAUAGUGAACUUAAAAAUAUGGUAUUAAAUAAACCCAGACUUCUUAUGUUGAAUCAGAAGAGUUUAUUGCAAAGAUUUAAUUUUAUUCACCAAGUUAUGAAGAUACCACACAAAACUAUUUUGGAGCAGCCAGAAAUAUUACUUUGUAGAAAUUUUAAAGUGAAACAGCGCCACUUAUUUUUAAAUAAAUUAGGGCGCUCUCAAUAUGAUCCAAAAAAAGAAAAUUAUGUCCCAAUAAAAGCUCUGGUUGAAAAACCUGAUACAGAAUUUUGUAGGCAAUUUGCAAAGUGUAGUGUCAAUGAUUUCAACCUUUUUUUAAAAACUCUAUGA